AUGAAAAAGGCCAGAUUACCGGCUAUUACACUCACUUUAGCCCUAGGAACCGUGAUAAUGGAGACAGUAGAUGACUUCAAUACCAUUAACGUGGAAUUGGAUGAGUUUUUCAAACACAAAAAAAGAAGUCGAUGCAAAGAUGAGUUCCUAAAUACUCUCACAGACGAAGCGCUUGACGAAUGCACCAUACCUGAGAUAAACCUAAAUGAUUUUGAAGGAAUAUCAGAAGAUGAAGCACCGCAGGAGAAGCAAAGUGAUAGUGAAGGUGACGAUGAAGACAAAUUGCAGUUCCAAUACUCAACCCAUGAUCUGAAGGUGAGAUGGAACAAUAUGAAGCCAGUUCUUGGAGAGAGGAAUUUCCGUAGUGCUAAUAUUAUGGAUCCCACAUGGAUAGCUAGGCAGUUUCUGAAGGAGAUGAUUAGGAAACCAAAUCUAAAAUGUAAGGAAAUGCAAGCUAUUAUUCAAAGCAGGUUCCAUUGCAAGGGUCUUUUGGAAGCUGUAAAGGUUGUAUUGCCACAUGUGGAGCACAAACAAUGUGCAAGACAUGUGUACGCAAAUUUCAGAAAGGUCUUCAGUGGUAUAGAGUUCAAGAAUAUGUUUUGGACAGUUGCCAAGUCAACUAUUGAAGCAGACUUCAAAUUGAAUAUGGAGAAGAUCAAAGAAGUCAAUCAUGUUGCGUAUGAUCAUUUGAUGGCAAGGGAGCCUAAAUCUUGGUGUAGGGAAUUUUUUAAAGGUGGAAUGGCAUGUGAGGCUGUUGAAAAUGGAAUGGCAGAGUGUUUUAAUGCCAUCAUACUUGAUGCUAGAAAGAAGCCCUUGUUGGCCAUGCUUGAGGAGAUUAGACUAUAUAUGAUGGAAAUGUUAUUUAACUUGAAGCAAGAAACACGUAAAUGGGUGAAUAAUGUGUGUCUAGGACGUAUUAAGAAAAUGGAUGAGUUUGCUUUUCAUAUCAAGAGUUGGUAUGUUCAUCCUAGUGGUUUGAAUGCUUUUAAAGAUCCAGCUAGAUUCAUUAGCACAUGGUUUGGUAAGGACAAGUUCUUAGCUACUUAUGAGUCUAACAUCCUUCCUGUUAAUGGCAGUAAUAUGUGGGAACCAACACCUUACACCAAACCACUACCUCCUAUUGAAAGAAGGAUGCUAGGAAGGUCGUGUAUGAAAAGUAAAAGCCAUGUCUCUUAA
This is a messenger RNA of Lactuca saligna, 1176 nucleotides long. The record is from the annotation of a GenBank genome assembly. Lineage: Eukaryota; Viridiplantae; Streptophyta; Magnoliopsida; Asterales; Asteraceae.